AAAGUGUUUUUAAUCAUUAAACACAUUAUUAAAGCUGUUUUUAAAUUGAACUUAAAAAAGUUUAAUACUGAUUUUGUUAAGUCAGUAAAAUGUCUAGCAAACCAAGUUCUAAACGAACAAUAUAUGUUGGCGGUUUAGCGGAAGAGGUUGAUGAAAAAGUUUUAAAUGCGGCUUUCGUUCCUUUUGGAGACUUAGUCGAUGUACAAAUACCCCUAGAUUACGAGACGGAGAAGCACAGAGGUUUUGCCUUCGUUGAAUUUGAAAAUGCCGAAGAUGCUGCAGCAGCUAUAGAUAACAUGAAUGACUCAGAAUUGUUUGGUCGAACAAUAAGAGUUAAUGUAGCUGCCCCGCAAAGGAUAAAGGAGGGUUCCACCAGGCCGGUGUGGUCUGAGGAUAGCUGGCUGCAGAAGCAUGCUGGUGAAACACUGACUAUCAACAAGGAGGGAGAAGAGGAGACUACUAAGGAUAAAACAGAAGUGUCAGAUUCAAUUCCAGCAAAGCCUACAGAGAAACGCAACCCACAAGUCUACUUUGAUGUGUGCAUCGGAAAGCAGGAGCUCGGAAGAAUAAUAAUGAUGCUUCGAGCAGACAUAGUGCCCAAGACUGCAGAGAAUUUCAGAGCAUUAUGUACACAUGAAAAAGGCUUUGGUUAUCAAGGAAGUAGCUUUCAUAGAAUCAUACCUGAUUUUAUGUGUCAAGGAGGUGACUUUACAAAUAAUAAUGGAACAGGAGGUAAAUCAAUAUACGGUCGCAAGUUUGAAGAUGAAAACUUUACGCUAAAGCAUACAGGACCUGGUAUAUUGAGUAUGGCAAAUUCAGGACCUAAUACAAACGGAUCACAAUUCUUCUUAUGCACUGCCAAGACGGAUUGGUUGGAUAACAAACAUGUGGUUUUCGGCCACGUGAUAUCUGGCUUAGAUGUUCUCAAGAAGAUGGAAAGGUACGGCAGCAAGAGCGGCACAGUCUCAGCCAAAGUCACAAUCAGCAAUUGUGGAGAAUUACAAUGAUUUUUAAUUUU
This is a messenger RNA of Papilio xuthus (Asian swallowtail), 1018 nucleotides long. It is a transcript of the gene cyp33, whose product is annotated as peptidylprolyl isomerase cyclophilin-33. The transcript is spliced from 5 exons. Bases 90 to 1007 code for a protein of 305 amino acids. Gene Ontology annotation, biological process: protein peptidyl-prolyl isomerization; protein folding. NCBI's taxonomy places the organism in Eukaryota, Metazoa, Arthropoda, Insecta, Lepidoptera, Papilionidae. Gene Ontology annotation, molecular function: peptidyl-prolyl cis-trans isomerase activity; cyclosporin A binding; RNA binding. Gene Ontology annotation, cellular component: cytoplasm; mitochondrion. The record is from RefSeq and is a predicted model, not a curated record.